AUGUGCCGGCUGUUGUUGCAGGCGGUGGCCGUGUGCCAGCAGAGGCCUGGCCCGCCCCCAGGGAGCGCUCCGACCCCGCCGCCGCCCCCCGCGCUGCCGCGCCUUCUGGCAGCCUUCGCCGGCACGGCCCCCGCCGCCGCUUCAGAGGAAGACGCCACUGCUGCGUCUGCCACCGGCGCGACCACCGUCUCCACAGCCACAGCCAGUGCUGAGGUGCCCAGCACGAACCGCGACGAUUUAUCUGGCAGAAGCAGUGGCGUAGCUACGCCAGCAGGUGCCAUUGGCAUCAGCAGCGAAGCUGAUAUUGUCAGCAGUCAGCAUGUCUUCAGCAGCAGCCAGGACAGCGGCAGCAGCAGUCAGACUGGCAGUAGCAGCAGUCAGGGAGUCAGCAGCAGCAGCCAGUCAGUCAGCAGCAGCAGUCAGGCAGUCAGUAGCAGCAGUCAGAGCACUAACAGCAGCGGUCGGACAGCACUCAGCAGCAGUCAGACCGCUAGCAGCAGUCAGGCUGCUAGCAGCAGUGUUUCUGAGGUCGCAGCAGCACCCACAGCGGCCCCUGAGCCGGCUGCUACCACCACUUCCACCCCUGCAGCUACUCCAGCCACCAGUGGGGCACCCAGCGGCAGCAGCAGCACCACAACCACAACCAUCACUACCACUACCACCACCAAUGCUGCCACCACUCCCCCACCGCCACCGCCGCCUAUCACCUUCUCUGACGGCAACCCUGCCAUUGAGGAAGAAUCGAGUGGUAGCCCUACAGCACUAGAAGGGUCCAGUGGAAGCUCUGCGGCCCUGGAAGGGCUCAGCACCGCCGAGCCACGCCCCCCUCUGCCACCUCCCAGACCACCGCACCGCAUCCCGUCGCGUCUCGAGGAGAAGCUGGAGUCACUCUCCUGUGACAUUCCUCCACUGCCCUCGGAGUCGCGCCUGUGGAGGGGCAACGAGACUCACGAACUCCUGCUGCCCAUCAUUGUGACGCCCGACUGCGAGGGCGAGGAGGCGGAGGAGGGCGGCGACUGCGCACCCGUCUCCGUCAGCUGGGAGGGCGGCGCCGAGCUGCAGAGCGGCGACGUGCUGCUGGUGCGCAUCGACGAUACCAGGCUGGUGGCCGGCCGACAGGCCAGCGCCCGGACCCGGCCGGGGCACCUGCGGCGCCAGCCCGAGACGGCCGUGUACCAGGUCACCCGGCCGGGACACGACCACUGUGACGUCACGGAGGGCGUGCUGCUCGACAUCACGCCGCUCAUCGUGGACGGCCGCAAGGUCGUGACGCUAUACGACAAGGACCUCACCGAGGGCAUCAAUCUGCUCAUCGUGGUUUCGGAGCGCUGGGGCGGCCAGUGUGUGCGGCUGAGGGUGCUCGUUAAGUCCGACAACUGCGGCGAGAACCAGGACUGCUCAGCCAAGGGCGUCUGCUUCUCCAACAUCUCCAUGGAGGGCUACGAGUGCCAGUGCUGCCCCGGCUUCGUGGGCCCGCACUGCGAGGAGCGCGACGCCUGCUACCCCAGCCCGUGCCGCAACAACGGCAUUUGCGUCGACCUGUCGCAGGGCCAGGGCGGCAACAGCUUCCAGUGCCUCUGUCCAUACGGCUUCACCGGCAAGACGUGCGAGUCAGAGGCGGACCCGUGCGGCUCUGCGCCGUGCCAGAACGGCGCCACCUGCGUGCGCAACGCGACGCACUUCCGGUGCGUGUGCCCCACGGGCUUCGCCGGAGAGGUGUGCCAGCAGCCGCUCAACCAGUGCGAGUCGUCGCCCUGCAAGCACGGCAUCUGCGUGGAGCAGGAGGACGGGUACCGCUGCUUCUGCCGGCCAGGUUUCACGGGCAUGAACUGUGAGUACGAGUACAACGAGUGCGAGUCUUCGCCGUGCAUGAACGGCGGCACCUGCACGGACCAGGUGGGCCGCUUCUCGUGCGCCUGCGGCCGCGGCUACACCGGCAACAGGUGCCAGGUCAAGGUUGACCUGUGUGACCCGAACCCCUGCCACGACCACCACUACUGCGUCGACCGCGGCAACAAUUACACCUGCGAGUGUCCCAAAGGCUUCUCCGGACCCGACUGCCUCAUCCCGUCACGAGCGGCGUGCAGCGUGAACCCGUGCCGCCACGGCGGCACCUGCUGGAGCAGCGUCGACUCCUUCUACUGCGCCUGCCGGCCGGGCUACACGGGGAAGACCUGCCAAGAGGAGUUCGUGCUGGAGGCGAUGCCGAGCGCCAUGCCGCGGGCGACGGGCCGCGACGGCCAGCUGGACCUGCAGAUGCCCAUCUCCAUCCACCUGGACCACCUGCACAACGUCUACAUCGCCGCGGGGACGCUCGCCUGCGCCGUCGUCAUCGUCGUGCUUACGGUAGCGGCGUGCCACUGCCGAGUGCACGAGACGUACAAGCGGUGCUUCCUGAACGCGUCGCCGCUGCUGCCCUGCAAGCUCUCCAGGCUGGACGACCCAAAGUCCCCCAGGUCAGCAAAGGUCCGGAGUUCGAGUCUCGAGCGCGAGAGGGGGAAGGCGGGGCCCGCGGGGGGCGGCGGCCGCUUCCCCGCGCUCGACACCGCCGAGAUGUACUACACGCUCGACUUCAGCGACAGCCAGAGCUCGCCGCUAAUCCAGUAG
Molecule: messenger RNA, 2607 nt
Organism: Schistocerca piceifrons (Central American locust)
Lineage: Eukaryota; Metazoa; Arthropoda; Insecta; Orthoptera; Acrididae
Product: delta and Notch-like epidermal growth factor-related receptor
Exons: 14
Coding region: 1-2607 (868 amino acids)
Biological process (GO): establishment or maintenance of epithelial cell apical/basal polarity; heterophilic cell-cell adhesion
Cellular component (GO): protein-containing complex; plasma membrane
Molecular function (GO): calcium ion binding
Source: RefSeq, a predicted model, not a curated record